GGGGGAUGUGUCUCACUGUAACUUGUGCGUCUACGUUCAGAUUCACGGCGAAGGAGGCGCGGCGGAACACAUCGGCCCGACGCUCGAGUGCGCAGCUCAAGAACAUGGUGAGAGGUGGCACUCGCUGGGCGUUUGUGUGGAGACGACUCCGCGCGUUGUGACAGUUUGCACCCUCUUGGGACAAACAAGAGGGGGCUGGAUAUAGGGCCGCGCUCGCUAUAUUAUAUUUUGAUCUGAUUCAGAUACCGUUGAGGAGGACGAGUGGGCAGAUUAUAGUGCUCGGCAACUCAGAUUUCUUUCCGCAUAUUGAUUGAUGUUUGAGACAAGGAGCUCAUGGACAGGCUGCGGAAUAGAAUCUUGAAGUGCGAAUUUUUGUAGGCCGUGUUCGGAAGAAAAAAGUGAGAUCUGGGUUUCAGAAGACGAUUCGAUUAUGAGCAGUUUGCGAACUGAGAUUCUGUGGCCCUGGGGAAGGAUGAUAAGGUUUGACUUUCAAUACGACAAGUGUUUGCACUGCCGCACCGCCGAGCUUUCUCGGCGGGGAUUGUUGUGAGAAGAGAGAGAGAGAGAGAGAGAGAGAGAGAGAGAUGCUGGAGGUGUGAUUGCAGCUACGAGGUGGAGGAGGAGCCCGAGCAGGAUGAGGUGCUAGGAAUUGAGGAGCAGUUCAGCGUUAGGCUGCGGAAUUUGAUCUGGUUUAUGACUAUGGAAAUUGAGUAAUUAUAUAUUGGCCGAUUUGGAGUGGAGGCAUCGGCGAAAUGGCGAGUUUGGGGAAGAUUAUCAAAGAUGACAGGCAUCCGCUGUGGUUGGUGGAUGCUGUCAUUUUGUCAGCAGUGGUGUAUGCCAAGGAUCCUGCCGAGGAGCUGAAGGUGAUGGAUCGAGAGUAUGGUUUACCUCCAUCAGCGAAGUAUGAAUUCAUAUCCGACGAAGAGCUGGACAGCAAUGGCUUCGGAAGCUGCAAGCAGACUAUGAUUGUCGUCCGAAGUUUGACAGGAGGCCAUUUAAUAGUGGCUUGCCGAGGAACUACAGACGUCUACGAUGCUCUGACAGAUCUCAAUUUUAUCCACAGAACGAUGAGUCUUGCCGUGGGAUCUGCGCAUGCAGGAUUUUUGGAUCGUGCCAAGACCAUUCCUCUGGAAUACUUCCGCAGGCUUCUGGUGAGAAACGAGCGAAUUGUACUCACAGGGCACUCGCUCGGAGGCGCUGUAGCCUCGUUGCUAGCUCUGCGGUUAUUGGAGGCCACAGGCAAGUGGUGCCAUGAGCAGGUCCAGUGCUACACUUUCGGUUGCCCGUUUUUCGCAGAUAACGAGCUCGCUCGGUACAUCAACAAGCGCUACAGGCAUCACUUCGUGCACAUCGUCUCUCGGAAUGACAUCGUGCCCAAGCUGAUGCCAUUGGCAUACACACUCUACUCUGUCUGGUACGGUCUGCAUGUUGGGCCAUGGGGUGACCUUGUGUCCAUCUCUCGUGUUGUGUUUCUCGUUGUUCAGGUGGUGAACCCUCGCCUGCGCAUGAAACCCGAACGCAUCCCCUUGCUGGCUCUGGGUUCUCAAGCUCUGAAGUGGAUUCCAGGGAUUCUUCAGUUCGUGAUUCAUCGAGCGUUAGCUUUAGUACUCUCUCACCAAUCUGGUUAUGGAUACGCUUUCGCUGGCCACAUGGUGCUCCUCGACACUGAGACUAGUAAAUUGGAAUAUGCUGAUGUAAACCGCUGGACAGCGGAACAUCACUUGAAUUUCCAUUUUGGUAUUUCAUCUCUGGAGGCUGUCAAGGAGCACAGCCUGCUGAGUUACAUCGACAACAUAUUCACUGUCCAAAGCUCGGAAAUGACGAAGGGAAUGAUUGCUGCUGGAGAGGAAACGACGAAAGACAUGGCUUGUUCUUCCAAGGUAGAGGUGUGUCAUGCUACUCUGAGCAUGAAGUGGUUCAACAGGCUGCCCCGGCAGGCGAAACAGAAAUGCAUGAUGGACAUGGACAAUCACGCCCCACAGCAGCAGCAGAGGUCUUUCUCCGAGAAGAAGAAGAAGCCGCAAGUGAAGAGGGGCUUGAAGAGUAGAGUCUCUUGCCUCAUUUUUGCGAGGAGAUUGCAAGAGGCUUCUCCGGCCUUCGUUAAGAAGGAGCAUAAGAGAAGAAAUACCAUUAAGCGCUUUGUGAUGAUAACUGUCGGAAGGAUGGCCGAUUUUGCCCGUCGUUUCAACACUAUCCUCGUAGUUUCUUCGGUUCUUGGUGGAGCCUUCCAGCUACGCAAGCACUUCCUCAAAAACAAGUAGUGAGUGUUGAUACUUGUGUUUCAACUACGCAAUUCCCUCCUGCUGAAUUAGAACAAUCAAUUUGGAAAGAGGACGGGGAUGAAUAUCCUCGAUGUACAGAAUCAGUAGUCAGUUCACCCAGUACUUAGGUCAUGAGUCUUAUUAUCUAUCGCACCCAACACGGGUCUGCUCGCACUUUAUUCGCUCUGCACUGGACGCUGUGCAAAGUCACACGCGAUGAAUAAACAAAAGAAGGAUUCUAGCCACAAGUCUUCAAAGUUCGUUUCAUUUGCUCUCUCAUUAUUGUGGCUGCAGAUUAUCUACCAUUCUUGAAGUAGAACAGUUGCUAGAUUCUUGCCACUGUUGUGUGAAAUACAGUUUACAGCUACCUCUUCAGAGUUCUGUUUUUUGACUCAACAUAGUUAAAAUUCCUUGUCUCACAUCUUGAAACCGUGUUGUUUCUAAAAUUUGCAAGUCGCACUUUGCGUUCCCCAGUCUGUCAU
Messenger RNA from Marchantia polymorpha subsp. ruderalis, 2743 nucleotides. NCBI's taxonomy places the organism in Eukaryota, Viridiplantae, Streptophyta, Marchantiopsida, Marchantiales, Marchantiaceae. The record is from the annotation of a GenBank genome assembly.